Amorphotheca resinae ATCC 22711 is the source of this 680-nucleotide messenger RNA. RefSeq lists its product as hypothetical. The record is from RefSeq and is a predicted model, not a curated record. Bases 220 to 609 code for a protein of 129 amino acids. The transcript has a single exon. Lineage: Eukaryota; Fungi; Ascomycota; Leotiomycetes; Helotiales; Amorphothecaceae.
UGGGAAAACAAGGCGCUCAUCCAUUAUGGAAUGCUCGGAAGGCUAUGCGUCCUUCCCCACGUAGUAAGUCAGAGUAGAGCGGAGUGAUUCCCCUUCUCAGGUGAGAAAUCGCAUAGAAGGAAUUAGAUACGAUUGCAACAUAACAGCCCAACAAUCAAGGGUCCUCGAGGCGAAAUGUUAGUAUGUUGGUGGAAUAAUGGCGCGGCCUGGAUGCUUUGAAUGGGUCUAAAAAAAGCUUGUAUCUUUCCUACCGGCUCCCUGGAUUGUAUCGGGCUCAGCCCCUUGCUAGAGCAAAGCUUGUUCAGUUCAGAGGUACGAAUCAAAUCCGAUUCGAAGAUCAAAACCGAAACACCAAAAGAUCGCUCGUUUCGUUCUUGGUUCCACCUUGCACCUGAGGCGAUCAAGCCCAAUGCACAGCCCUGUCUUGGGAUCCUUCAGGAUGUCCCACUCCAAAUCCUCUCGCCCCCAGUCCAACAUCGCCAACAUCGCCAACACUACCAACACCAUCAACAAACACCGCAACAUGCAAUGGCCGGCCCGGCCACAUUCACAGGGCAGGUGCGUUCAACGCCGAUGAGAAUAUUUAUAGAUGUAUAUAUAGCCAGGUAGGCCAGAAACCUUAGGUAAGAAAUAACAUAUUUCUUGCGGCGUCUGCAAUAUCUCUAGGUGAGAACUUCAAC